Messenger RNA from Aethina tumida (small hive beetle), 2818 nucleotides. RefSeq names its product CCAAT/enhancer-binding protein zeta (gene Noc1). Bases 105 to 2717 code for a protein of 870 amino acids. The record is from RefSeq and is a predicted model, not a curated record. NCBI's taxonomy places the organism in Eukaryota, Metazoa, Arthropoda, Insecta, Coleoptera, Nitidulidae. Gene Ontology annotation, cellular component: nucleus. The transcript has 13 exons.
UAAAAACAAGUCUCACAUGUGUUUAUUAACAGUUCAAAAUAUCACAGAAUUUCUUUUUCUGUGAAGAUUAAUUUGUUCACAGUCCUACUUUUUCUUUGUUCACAAUGAAGAAAGGUAAUUUUAGCAAACCAGAUAAUCAAGAGUUUGAAGAUAAUUAUGAAGAACAAAUAAAAUGGUUUAACAGGAUAUCACAAAAAUGUCCUAAAAACACUGGUACAAUUACUGAUCAAAUUAUCAUAGAACUUAAAGAGGAAGCAAAAAAGUGUUAUGAUUCUGAAGUCAUCAGUUAUGAAACACGAAACUCUAAAACAAAUUCAAAUUACAAGUGGAUUAAGACUGUGAUGUCUAAAGGAACAGUAUCAGAUAAAAUUGCUGCUCAUGUUGUUGCAAUUCAGGAUGAUCCUGUAUGUAAUUUAGAAAAAAUCAGGUAUCUUGUGAGCAUGGUUAAAGUUGGGAAAAAGAAAGAAUGUACUUUAGUGAUAGAUACAUUAUCAGAAUUAUUUAUAACUGACUUGUUAAAACCAGAUGAAAAACUGAAAACUUUUGACCAACAGCCUUUACUGAGCCUUAAUGAUUUGGCUUCAGGAAAUGCAAUUACUAGGAGAAAGAUUCUUAGCAUGUGGUACUUUGAAGAUCAAUUGAAGGAGUUGUAUGCCUUAUUUAUUUCUGCUUUAAAUACUGCAGCACAUGAUACUGUUGAUGCAAAUAAAGAAAAAGCAAUUUCUGCUAUGUACAACUUGUUGAGUGGAAAUCCUGAACAAGAAAAGAACCUGUUGUCACAUAUUGUAAAUAAAUUUGGAGAUCCCUCCCAGAAAGUUGCAUCCAAGGCAAUUUAUUGUUUAACUCAACUUCUCUUACAACACAAUAAGAUGCAAGGAGUUGUAUUAAAUGAGAUAGAAAAAAUGAUAUAUAGGAGUAACAUUUCAAGUAGAGCUCAAUAUUACAGCUUGUGUUUUUUAUCUCAGUUUUAUCUUAGCCAUGAAAACGACGACAUUGCUAGAAAGCUUAUUGAGGUAUAUUUUUCAUUCUUCAAAGGAUGCAUUAAAAAGGGUGAAGUCGACAGUAGAAUGAUGUCUGUUCUACUAAUGGGUAUCAAAAGAGCUUACCCAUAUGCAAAACUUCAGUAUGAGAAGAUAAAUGAACAUAUAGAUACCAUGUACAGACUUGUUCACAUGGCAAACUUUAACAUAAGUUUGCAUGCCCUUACAUUAUUAUUUCAAGUUGCUGAUUUCAGCAGUAAUAUCAAUGAUAGGUUUUAUUCUGCUUUGUACAAAAAACUGGUUGAUCCCAAUCUACUUAAUACCACACAUCAGGCAAUGUUGCUAAGUUUAAUUUAUAAAGCUUUACUUAAAGAUAAAGAUAUAGAUAGAGUAAAAACAUUCAUAAAGAGAGUAUUGCAGAUAUCACUGUAUGUAUCACCAUCAUUUAGUUUUGGCAUAUUAUAUUUAAUAAAUAACUUGAUGUCUAAAAAAGAACAACUGGGAGCGUUCACAUUAAAUCAGUCCAAAUUGUUAAGUUUUGAUGACGACGGCGAGGAAAAAUAUGUAGAUAUCAAAGAGGAAGUCAUUGAAGAAGAUGAAGAUAAUAAGGAUGUACUUCAGGAAAAUGGUUCAAAUGAACAAACUUCAUCAGACGCUAAACAGACACCUAGUUGGUUCCAUGCAAUUAAUAGUAAUAAAAAUGUCACAAAUAACACUGAUUUCAAUCCUUUGGUCCGAAACCCUUCAUAUGCGGGGGCAAAAUAUGCGGCAUAUACGGAGUUACUUUUAUUGCAAAAUCAUUUUCAUCCUACUGUGUCAAUGUUUGCUUCAAAUAUAAUGAAAGGAGAAUUUGUUAAUUACGGUGGUGACCCUUUAAAAGACUUCACGUUGGUCAGAUUUUUAGAUAGAUUCGUUUUCAAAAAUCCUAAGAAAGAUGUUGAAAAGCAAGGUGCCCAUCCAACAUUUGGCCAAAGAAAACUGUAUAAGCCGACUGGUGUAAGAACUUUACCAAUCAGUUCAAUUAGUUACAUAACUGAAAAUGAAAAAAACAUUCCUGUUGAUGAACGAUUUUUAUACCACUACCUCAAAAAGAAAUAUGAACUCAAAAAAAAUGCAAAAGAUGAUGAUGACAACAGUGACUUGGAAUCAGUUGAAAGUGAAGAGUUUGAGGAAAUGCUUGAUAAAAUGGCAGGUAUCAAAGAUUUUGAUGAAGAUAUUGAUUAUAUGGAACAAGUUGGAGAUAGUUUAAAAGCAAAGAAAAAUAAGAAAGCUUCAAAUGAUGACAGUGAUGAUGAUAUUGACAACGAUGAUGACGAAAAUGAUGAUGACGGUUCGGAAUUGUCUGAUUUAGGUUCUGAAUCAGGAGAAGAUAUGCUGAGUAAUGAAAGUGAUGAUGAAGAUAUGGAUGAUGAGAGUUUUGAUGAACCAAGUCAAACCAAAGGCAAAUUUAAAAAUAAGAAGAGUAAUAAAAGCGAUAUCAAUUCUUUGUUUGCAUCAGCUGAUGAAUUUGCCACAUUGUUGGAAGAUGAGGGAGCUUCAUCUGUUACACCUGGUGGUUCAAAUAACUUUGCUUGCAAAGAUAAUGCUCAACAAAAGCAAUUAGCGUGGGAAGAGAGUCGUGACAAAUGGUUGAAAGGAUUUAACAGAGCUGUAGGUAAAGGACACAAAGAAAAGAAUUUUGGAAAACGAAAAUCGUUCCAGAAGAAUAAUAAUAAAAAGAAGAAGCUUAAAAAAUAAAUUGCACAUUAUGAUGAUCAACAAAAAAACCCAAAAAACUAAACGUUGUAUAAAAUAUACUGUUCAAUUUUUAUUUUAAAAUAAAUUUGUUUGUACAGUUA